Messenger RNA from Pezoporus occidentalis (night parrot), 5205 nucleotides. RefSeq names its product polypeptide N-acetylgalactosaminyltransferase 17 (gene GALNT17). Gene Ontology annotation, molecular function: polypeptide N-acetylgalactosaminyltransferase activity. The record is from RefSeq and is a predicted model, not a curated record. Lineage: Eukaryota; Metazoa; Chordata; Aves; Psittaciformes; Psittacidae. Gene Ontology annotation, cellular component: Golgi apparatus. The coding region runs from base 238 to 2034 and encodes 598 amino acids. The transcript is spliced from 12 exons. Gene Ontology annotation, biological process: protein O-linked glycosylation.
UGCCCCGGCGGCGGUGGCGUCUCCUGUGCGGGGCCGUAGCUCCGCCGCGCCUCGGCGAGCCCGCGCUUCUCCUCCCGGCGCCCCGCAGCCCUCCGCGGUGAGCGCGGGGCCGGGCCGGGGAGCGCAGCCCUCCGCGCCGUGGGAUGUGCGCGCAGCGGCGGGCGGCUGGCGGCCCGCUCCCGCUCCCUUAGCCCCUGCAGGCAGCGCGGCGGCUGGCGGGGCCCCUCGGGAAGUUUGAUGGCUUCUUUGCGGAGAGUCAAAGUCCUGCUGGUGUUAAACUUGAUCGCGGUGGCCGGCUUCGUCCUUUUCCUGGCCAAGUGCAGACCCAUCACGGCCAAGAGUGGCGACUCCUUCCAUGACAUCCACCCCAGGGCAGAAGUGGCCAACUUGACCGCGCACGGCAUCAGCUCCAUCCAGGACGCAGUGCUGAAGAGACUUUCCCUCCUGGAAGACAUCGUCUACAGGCAGCUGAACGGUCUGUCCAAGUCACUUGGUCUCAUUGAAGGCUAUGGUGGACGUGGUAAAGGUGGCCUCCCAGCCACUCUGUCUCCUGAGGAGGAGGAGAAAGCAAAGGGACCACAUGAGAAAUAUGGCUACAACUCCUACCUCAGUGAGAAAAUUUCACUGGAUCGUUCCAUACCAGAUUAUCGUCCAACCAAGUGCAAGGAGCUGAAAUAUGGCAAGGACCUGCCCCAGAUCUCCAUCAUCUUCAUCUUCGUGAACGAAGCGCUCUCUGUUAUCCUGCGAUCAGUGCACAGUGCAGUUAAUCACACGCCAGCUCACCUCCUGAAGGAGAUUAUCCUUGUGGAUGACAACAGUGAUGAAGAGGAACUGAAGGCGCCACUAGAAGAGUAUGUCAAUAAGCGGUACCCAGGCCUCGUGAAGGUGGUGCGCAACCAGAAGAGGGAAGGUCUUAUCCGAGCUCGUAUCGAAGGCUGGAAAGCUGCCACUGGCCAGAUCACUGGGUUUUUUGAUGCUCACGUGGAGUUUACUGCUGGCUGGGCUGAGCCAGUGCUUUCACGGAUUCAGGAAAACCGGAGAAGGGUCAUUCUUCCCUCCAUAGACAACAUCAAGCAGGACAACUUUGAGGUGCAGCGUUAUGAGAACUCAGCCCAUGGGUACAGCUGGGAGCUGUGGUGCAUGUACAUCAGCCCCCCCAAGGACUGGUGGGAUGCUGGAGACCCUUCACUGCCCAUCAGGACGCCGGCGAUGAUCGGCUGCUCUUUUGUUGUGCACAGAAAGUUCUUUGGAGAGAUUGGGCUUCUGGAUCCUGGGAUGGAUGUGUACGGCGGGGAGAACAUCGAGCUUGGCAUCAAGGUGUGGCUGUGUGGUGGCAGCAUGGAGGUCCUGCCCUGCUCCAGGGUGGCUCACAUCGAGCGCAAGAAGAAGCCCUACAACAACAACAUUGGUUUCUACACCAAGCGCAAUGCGCUGCGGGUGGCCGAGGUGUGGAUGGAUGACUACAAGUGGCACGUGUACAUUGCAUGGAACCUGCCCCUGGAGAAUCCAGGUAUCGAUAUUGGGGAUGUUUCUGAGAGAAAAGCAUUGAGGAAGAGCUUGAAGUGUAAAAAUUUCCAGUGGUACCUGGACCAUGUUUACCCAGAAAUGAGAAGAUACAACAACACCAUCGCUUAUGGCGAGCUUCGAAACAACAAGGCAAAAGAUGUCUGCCUUGACCAGGGCCCCCAGGAGAACCACACAGCAAUACUGUACCCGUGCCACGGCUGGGGACCGCAGCUUGCACGCUACACCAAGGAGGGAUUCCUGCAUCUCGGUGCCCUCGGAACCACGACUCUCCUACCCGAUACCCGCUGCCUGGUAGAUAACGUGAAGAGCCGCUUCCCUCAGCUCCUCGACUGUGAGAAGGUCAAGAGCAGCCUCCAUAAGCGCUGGAAUUUCAUACAGAAUGGUGCCAUCCUGAACAAGGGAACGGGACGAUGCUUGGAAGUGGAGAACAGGGGAAUGGCCGGCAUUGAUCUGAUUCUUCGCAGCUGCACAGGACAAAGGUGGAUGAUUAAAAAUUUCAUCAAGUAAAGAUUGGAGGAAUCAGAGGAGUCUGACUCAAAACACAGAUGACUUGGACUGAUCUGACUGGACUCCUUUGGAAAGGAUGAAAUAUCAAAACAGAGCUUUAUUCAUGUUAUUAGGAGAGGACAUGGGGGAAAUGGGCAUUUGUCUUUUUAUUUUUAUUGUAUAUUAGUCUCCCACAGCUGAUUCCAACUGUGUGAAAUUGGGUCAGAACUGCUAUUUUCUUCUGGCAAGCACUCUAAAAGAUACCACUUAUUUCUGCUGGAAUGACUGUAAUAAGCUCAUGCAGUCUUGUAUGCAUUUUACUGACAGCGAAUUGUUGCUUUCCCAGACAACUCCAAGCUCUCCGAAAGGCCCAGGUAUGUUUGCACCAGGAUGGGAAUUGAAAGACCCCGGAUUUACCUGCCUGGCAAGCGUGAAAACUUAAGUGCUUGUGAUAGGGAAAGUUUGCCAAGUCCCAAAUGAGCUGAGUUAGAAAGAUGUGGUGCUUUGCUAAGUCCUCUCUCCCUUUUCCCUUUGUUGCCCCUGCAUCCAGCAGCCACCUUCUUGAGAGGCAAAGUGCACCCAGUAGCUCCUGUAGAUCUUUCCAACCCUUAGUCACAGAUGUCAUUAAACAAAGUCCUAUUUAAUAGAAUCAUUGGUCUCCCCUUGCCUCAUCCUCUCUAUCACCCUCAUGCUGCUGUUGGCAAGGCCAGCCCAUGCAGCACCACUCCCUUCUAUGGAGACUCCAGAUGGGUUUCUCUUGGAAAAGACCUUGGAUGUCUGUCUGCCUGCCUGGGCAGUUGUCUGCCCUUUUGGGUGUCAGUUGUACUUGCACACGGUGAGUAAGGCUUGUGGGAUGCUUCCUGCUCCAUGGAAACCUGGGGAGCUUCAGAGCCACCUUUCCCACCUUGCAGGGCCAUUGGCCUGCACUGUGUCCCUGGAGACCCAUCUUUACCCUUUUUUUUUCCUCUUUUCUUGUAGAAAUAAGGAUGGAUGUGCUGAUAUGUGCAACAGACUGAGAGCAGGUAAUGCAAGAGAAAGUCCUGCUCAGGCUUCACUCCUAUGGAGACCAUAGGGUUUGUUUUUAAGGCAUCCUUGCUCUGAAUAAACAUACCAGUAGUGGCAGUCUCCAUAACUUUGUAGUGGUGGUCUCUUUCUGAGGCUUGAGCACGCCUAUUGUGCCUGGGCAGUGUGAAGGUGUCAAGGUCCACCCCAAACAGUGCAUGUUGCUGCAAACCUUCAUGAGCUGUGGUGCAGUAAGAAAGGGAGAGGGAGAGCAAGAGGUCAGUAAAUGGCACUUUGGCUGAAAUUCUUGACGUUGAAGUCAUUUAAGUCUUGUUAAUAUGGCGAUCUCACCUGCUGGUUUUGGCCCACAAUAAUCUUGGCUACCAAAUCUACCCAACCAUCAUGGGAGACCAUUUGUUUGGGGUCCUAUGUCUGACUGUCUGGAAAAGGGAAUCGUGGUCUUGCAAAGUUGCUUUCUAUGGAUGCUAGACUAAUGGGUGGAUACAGGAUUCGCUCAGUGGAGAGGAGAAGCCAGCCCAUCUCCUGUCCUUCUCACAGAAUAAUAUUGUUUCUGGUUGCCCUCUGGCUAGGGUGCACUAAAAUGUUAAUAUAUGAGAUGUACAUGUAAAUAUGUUUCCCAAAGAUGGGAUGUGCACAGAGUUGUUUGCUGCAGAGCACUCAUGCCUGUCUUCCAUUUGCAUCAGGAUGAAGCUACCUGUAUGUUUAAUGAGUUUAAUUUUCAGUGCCAUGCAGCAGGUUUAUAACUGAUGUUUUAGUAAUUUAUUGUACAGAAGCAGAUAUCUUUCAUUGUUCCUUCUACAACCAUGAGCAUUGCAUAGGACUGAUUGUUCAUUUAGGCUUGACAAGACUUCCUCGUUCAUUGGGGUUGUCUCCUAUUUUUUUCCCUUCUUUAAUGAAGCAAAACCUCUUAGUUGUCUUGAAUUGCAAAGUAGGGAGUCAAUGUAGAGUUUUUCUCUCUUAUUCACUGUGGCAUCAUCUCUUGUGUAAUAAAUUUUAGCACUUACAAAACCAAUAUCAUCACAAUGUCUUCAGAUGCAUGAUGUGUUUCCCCUUGCAUUGCUGCUGCCUUCCAAGGAAAGCUAUUUAUUGAUGAGGAGGCAUCCAGGAAAAGUCUGGGGGAUUUGAGACUUCACAGCUAAUGGUCAAAAUGGUAAAAUGCCCUGUAACUGAGCCAUCAGGUUGCUGUCAGUCAUCAGUGGAAGCCACAUACUGUUUAGUGUUGGGAAGAGCCUGCAUGUUUCAGGAUAAACAACAAAAAAGCCUUGGAUGUUGCCUGUGCUCUAAUUCAUGGUUCCCCAGUCCAGCUCUACUUCUGCCAGUGCUCAGGGUGCCAACAGAUGGGCUUUGUCAGAUUUAAUCUGGUGGUAUAAGGUGUCACCACCGCCAGCCUUCCAUCUGCUUCAGCUGCUGGAGGUUUCUGUCGCCGUCACCGGCAGCAGAGAUGAAUGUGUGGCUGCACCUCGGCUACCACAGUUGGCAGGACGUGCUUCAGCCGGCAGGCAGGAUGGGCUUGCUCUAUUGAACACACAGGAUUGUCAGCCAGAGUCGCUCUGGAAUGUCCACACAGCUCGGUGCAGGAGGCAGCAACCACCGAGCAUCACCAGCUGCCUUGGUGGCAUUUGUGUGGCCUGUUGGAGAUGAUGCGUGUGCACUUGGGACCUUGUCCUCAGGCAACACAAGACGACCUGGCAAUGAGGGUCCUGUUGGUGAUGGGCUCUUUUAUCCUGUGGAAUAGUAAGUUUCAGAGAUGCCUUUCCUUCGUGCUCCACACAGAAAACGUUAUCGAAUAGGAAGGGGACAGUGGAGGUGAACACGUUACUCCAGGACCCUCAGGUGGGGCAGAAACCCUGAAGAGGUGUUUUCCCCAUUCUCUGUGGUGUACAUAGAGUGCUUUCAAAUGACUGAAAAGAAAAAGCAUGAGUAAAAUCGGGAUUAAAAGUGCAAAUUGAAUCUGCUGUGUGAGUGUAGCUGAAGUUCUGUUCUGACAUUGGUUUGUGACAUGCAGAGAUGAUUGCUGAGGCGACGACCCGAGGUCUGCCCCCUCUGAAACCAUAGAAAUCUGUCUUAGAAAUCUGGAUCUAAGUGUUGCAUCUUGCGCUUAUCUCUAAUAAUAUGUUAAUUGCUUUAAAAAGUGAUUUCAAAGUGGUUCCUAUUAAAUAUAUGAUUUGA